AUGGAUCUAUCUCCGCUUCGAAAACGUGUUGCAUAUGGGUCACUUUCAUUGAAAAUCCCGUAUUAUGAAAAAGACCUAAAAAAGGGUACUUCGAAAAUAGUUCAGACAGUUCCGCAGAGGACUAAGCGACAGGUUACUCAACAUACCAAGACAUCGAAGCACACAUAG
Molecule: messenger RNA, 168 nt
Organism: Histoplasma mississippiense
Lineage: Eukaryota; Fungi; Ascomycota; Eurotiomycetes; Onygenales; Ajellomycetaceae
Exons: 1
Coding region: 1-168 (55 amino acids)
Source: RefSeq, a predicted model, not a curated record